Cokeromyces recurvatus is the source of this 666-nucleotide messenger RNA. RefSeq lists its product as uncharacterized. The record is from RefSeq and is a predicted model, not a curated record. NCBI's taxonomy places the organism in Eukaryota, Fungi, Mucoromycota, Mucoromycetes, Mucorales, Mucoraceae. Bases 37 to 366 code for a protein of 109 amino acids. The transcript is spliced from 2 exons.
UUUUUUUUUUACUUUAUUUUCACUUUAUCUAUUAUUAUGUUUCAAUUUAUAAAUGAUUGGAAGCGUAAGCGUGGCAGUAGCGUUAAUUCAACUCAUGUUCCUACUUGUAAAGAUUCACUAAGACACGAAGAAGAAAUUACCUCAAAUGAAGCCACAACAACUAAUGUAUUGAUGUGUCGAAGUUCUUCUAUGGAUUCUGAUAAUAAAUCAUUUGCUUCUAUAUCAAGCAUCAUGGAUUGGAAUCAACCAAAGGACUCAUUUACAUUUAAAGACGAUUAUGUAUCAUUUCCAAGUCUUGAACCUGAAGUUUCUUGUUACUACAAGCUAUUCCUGCAUUUUCUUCUUUCUUGUAAAUAUCUACUAUAAUUACAUGCAUACAACAAGUAUAAUAAUAAUAAUAAUAAUUCAUCUCUUCUAUGUUAAAUACAUUAUGAAUAUAUACUUUCUUUUUAUAUAUUUACAUAUGAAAAAACAAAACAAAACCUUACCCUUAUGUAUGAUAAAUAAACUUGCGCACUGACUCUUUAUUUUAUUUUUUAUUUCAUUUUUUUUUUUUACACAAACUUAAUCACGUUAGAGAGGGAAAAAUCAGCUAACUUUAUUAGCUUUACUGUUCGGAGGGUGUGUGUGUGUGUGUGUGUGUGUGUGGAAAGUGCAUAAACUUAU